Messenger RNA from Rhinichthys klamathensis goyatoka, 2230 nucleotides. It is a transcript of the gene asb2a.1, whose product is annotated as ankyrin repeat and SOCS box containing 2a, tandem duplicate 1. Gene Ontology annotation, cellular component: cytoplasm; nucleus. The record is from RefSeq and is a predicted model, not a curated record. Lineage: Eukaryota; Metazoa; Chordata; Actinopteri; Cypriniformes; Leuciscidae. Gene Ontology annotation, biological process: intracellular signal transduction. Bases 21 to 2114 code for a protein of 697 amino acids. Gene Ontology annotation, molecular function: protein binding. The transcript is spliced from 10 exons.
AAUGAAAUAUGCAAUAAUACAUGUUAGUCCAGUUUCAUUACAUAAUGAAUGUUUUGCUUGUCUUAGGGUCCAUCAUGGCAGUUGCCCAUGUGUCUAUGCCAGGUACCACAGGAACCUACCUGGAAUUUGCUGACUACAGUCUCUAUAGCAACCUGUCUGAUAAUGAGCUCAUGCAGCUGGCAAUCGAGCGGAGCCUUUCUGAUGCCCAGAGCUCUGGGCCGGGGUCAGAAAACUCUAAUAACCCUGCUGCUCUGAACAUGCCAGCAUCAUCAUGCCAAGCUCUACCAUCAUAUCGUCGUCCCCAGCAGCAACUAGAACCAUCUGUGUGUCCUGCCAAUCCACCCAGCGAAAAAAUAAAUCCACAGGGUGUGUGUUCGGUGAGUCACUUUGUGACUGGUUCUGGCAAGCGAAUGGUGGCGUAUCGAAGAUAUGAUGGAACUAUGGAAGUCGCACCUGAGCCUGAAGAGGACAUUGAGCCUAUUGUUAAGGCCAUUUUGGACGAUGAUGUAGGAACAGUGAGGCUAUUGGUUAAGCAACCCAGUUGCAACCUUCUUACACCAAAUAAAGAUGGAUGGAUUCCUUUACACGAGGCGGCAUAUUGUGGACAAGAUCAAUGCAUUAAAAUUCUCCUGAGAGCUCAACCUGGCAUGGUUAACCAGCGCACUUUGAAUUGGAAGACUGCUUUAAUGUUAGCUGUGACCAUGGAACACCUUGCAUGUGUGAAGAGUCUUCUGGAGAAUGGUGCUGAUCCUGAUAUUGCCAAUAUGGAGAGGGAGACUCCCCUUUACAAAGCUUGUGAGAAGGAGAACCCAGCGAUGGUUGCCAUGUUAUUGAAUUACGGCGCCUCUGUGAAUAAGAACUGUAUUCAAGGCUGGACCGCUCUCCAUGAGAGUGUUUGCAGAAACAAUGUGGAAAUCUGUGAGAUACUAGUGAAAGCUGGAGCCAAAGUCAACAUGCCCAACAUGUACGGAAUUACUCCUAUCUUUGUCGCUGCCCAAAGUGGAAAAGUGGAUGCACUUCGCAUGCUUUUAAGAAAUGGUGCAGAUCUCAACAGCCAGGCCGCAGAUGGAGCCACAGCGCUGUAUGAGGCCUGUAAGAAUGGUCAUGAGGACAUUGUAGAGUUCCUUCUAUCUCAAAAUGCAGACACCAACAAGCCGGGCAAAACAGGACUGAUGCCAAUCCAUAUUGCUGCCCAGCGUGGCAAUGAUGGCAAAGUCCUCGGGUGUACCUACAAAAAUUCCACGGAAACUAACAUUGUAGCCAUGCUGAUCCCAGCCACAAGUAAGGCCAGAGUGAGACGUGCCGGUAUCAGCCCUCUCCAUUUAGCUGCGGAGCGCAACAGAAAUGAUAUUCUCGAGGUACUGAUCGAGGCCGGCUUUGAUGUCAAUGCCACAUUGUCUGAGGAUCAUUCUAUGAUGUAUGAAGAUCGACGCAGCUCAGCUCUCUACUUCGCCGUCAUGAACAACAACAUUGAUGCUACCACCAUGCUCCUGGAGGCUGGUGCUAACCCAAACCUGGACACGUUCAACCCGCUCCUGGUGGCCCUGAGGCAGGGUUGCAUACAGACAGUGACUUUGCUGGUGCAACAUGGUGCCAAUGUCAAUGCCUACAUCCCAACUCACCCAACUACCUUUCCAGCUGCUGUUAUGUUCUGUUUGAAGUAUCUGACCUUACUGAAGUAUCUGAUGGAUAAUGGCUGUGAUGCCUUGUCAUGUUUCAGUUGUGUUUAUGGCAGCAAUCCUCAUCCUCCUAUAAAGACUAGGCGUAAUGUAAGAUAUGAUGUAGAUGAAACUACAGAAAAGACCUGUGUUCAGUUCUGUGAGGUGAUCUCCACCGAAACCUACUCCCGCUGGGCAGGGCCGAUUAUAGAUGUGCUGCUUGACUAUGUUGGGCAUGUGAAACUCUGUGCACGACUCACUGAACAUCUGGACAGUUAUCACGAGUGGCAAUGCAUCAAAGAGAAAUCAAUGCCUCCACGCCCACUCAUGCAGCUCUGCAGACUGAAAAUCCGCAAACUGCUUGGGAUCAAUAGACUGAAGAAAAUUUGCAAGCUUCCAGUUCCUCCAAGGUUGAUCAAAUUCCUAAAUCAUCAAGAACGAGAGCGAGAAUUUUAAGCCUGCUUUUGAAUGUUAUCUCUUAGUCAGUACAGAGAGAACAAUGACAUUAGAAAAUCAUAAACUUCUGUUUACAGAACUUGCACUGAGCUAAAUUUAUAGAAUAAAUGGCAUUU